CUCCCCCACCCCAAUAGGAACUCUGUGCAACCUAGUGUUGGAAUCCGAGUUCCUCCCCUUUUCGUUCCGUUUAGGAGCAUAACGUUAUUGUGAGCAAUUCACACGCUGUACUCCCAAAUGGACCUACUCCAUUCAAAUACUUCGAUGAACUGAAACAUGCCUUUGGUGUUGACAGUGUUGCGAAUAUUGUUGCACGUUAAUCGUGUUAAAACGCCAAGUGCGAUUUGCAAUUUAAAAAAUAGAAUGAUUGUGUCUUGUUUUGGGGAUAAAUCAAGUCAUAACUUCCUCUGAUGUGAGUGUUGCUCCUCCCCGCUUCAGUGACUGGAUGGUUCACUCCGGUCUAUAUUUACAUCUCAGCCUGGGACUGUAUCAACUUAACAUCGAGUCAGUGUUGGAAACAUGAGCAGUGCAGGAGACCUGAAGGCAGCCAGUGAUCGGAACAGCGAGAGCAAGCCGGCCAGGACACCGUGAGCAAUGGACAAUGAUCGGGACUGGCGCUGAUUACCCGAUCGUCCCCAGAUUUUAACAACCCAAAUCUCCCAAUACCAGCGAUGUUACCUUGGAAGAAAAACAAAUUGGAUUUGGUCGAGAAGCGGCAGCCGAAACAGCUCGGUUACUCGGUGAGUUUGAACUACAGCAGCCUGACUUCCUUCACCCGUGCGUGUCCGGACCUGGUGACGGAGAGCGCUCUCAAUCGAGUCUGCAGCAUGUUUAAAUCCCGGAGGAGGAAGAUCACCAUCACUGGGGAAGAUCCCACCUAUACAGUCUUAUACCUCGGCAAUGCCACCACCAUCCAGUCCAAAGGGGAAGGCUGCGCCGAUGUGGCCGUGACCAAAAUCUGGUCCAAAAGUGAACAGGGUAAAAACAGCACCAAGAUGAAGCUGACCAUCAGCUCUCAAGGAAUCCGCAUGGUCCAUGUAGACAGCAAGGCGAAGAGACCGGGCCAUCUCUACCUUUUGCAUCGGAUCACCUACUGCGUGGCGGACCCCAGAUCGCCCAGAAUCUUCGCCUGGAUCUACCGGCACGAACUGAAGCAUAAGGCGGUCAUGUUGAGAUGCCAUGCCGUGCUGGUCUCCAAAGCCGAGAAGGCGAAGGCGAUGGCCCUGCUCCUGUACCAGACCUCCAGUAACGCCCUGGCCGAGUUUAAGAGACUCAAGAGGAGGGACGAUGCCAGGCACCAGCAGCAGAAACUGAUCGGCGAGCAGACCAUCCCCCUGGUGCCCCUCAGGAAGCUGAUGAACGGCCAGUGCAGCUACAAGCCCCCGGUGGAAAGGAGCCGGAGUGCCCCGAAGCUGGGCUCCAUCACUGAGGACCUGGUGGGAGAGCAGCUGGAAGAGAAAGCUGAACUGGAGCUGAGUCUGGAGUACGAGGACAUUCUGGACACUGCGGAAGCGUCGGAAAGAAACGAGCAACAGGACCUUUGUGAAAUGAUCAGUGAUCUGGGGCAGCUGACUAUAGGGAAUGACGUCCAGUUACUGAGAGCUGACCUGAGAGUGACCAGGUUACUGUCUGGGGAAAGUACUAGCAGCGAGUCAUCCCUGGGAAGUGGGGCGAGUGAUCAAGAGCCAGUGAUGGCAACGGAUGGCAGUGAAGACGGCGACCUGCAAGAAUUGGGAUAAUUGUGCAAUUGCUUCAAGUUUUCUUUGCGGUCGGCCUCCCAUCACAAGUCGAACUGUCGGUGUAACUCUCCCGUCACACUCCCCAUUUCACCAUUACUCUAACAAUAAGAUGCUAAACGAGAAAAAACACACAACUGUGUGCAGUGAGGAGAAAGGACGUGAACAGAACAGACCUUUUUUUUAAAAAAAAAGAGCACUACCCGGCUUACGAUUUGCGUCGACUUUAAUCGUUCCCUUAAUCAGUAAGUGGAGGGUUUAACAUUUAGAAAUGGAAGUUGCGAUUUGUACGGGCCGGUUUUGUACCUGUUUACAAGAAACUUCCCGUGGAAGUGGCGACAGCGGCGCUGUCUUUUAAGGACACGCUUGAAACUGACCAGGAGCUGCUGCAGCUCUCUGCGCCCCAUUCACUGCAGCGCUCACACAGUGGCUGCUCUUGGUCACUUCAGCAUUAACCUCCCUCUCCUCACCCAUCUCCCUCCAAGCCACAACUGCAGCUUGUAAAGGGACGGGGCAACAGCGCAGUGUGAUGCCUGGGCAGUAUUUCAAUAACAUGACUGGCCGAUAAAAUAGAAACAAAUGGGUCAUCGUUAUCAAAAGUUCUGCCAUACUUGGAUAGAGUAGUUGGCUGGUCUUAGCCGUGCGAAGUGAAACAACAUAUUUUGGCAAAUCAACACUUUCCAAUUGUAACCACUUCCGACACUGAAAUCAUGUGGUCAGAUCUGACGGAUCAUACCUCAUUUUGAGAACUUUAUUUCUCGCACCUUUUGGUUUCAGAACCUGGAACUUAUUGACUUGCUCCUCAGAUCUAAUUUGAUCUGACUUUGUCUAGGGGUGACUGAAAUGUAUUCAGCACUAUUUUGACUCAGGUCGUGUCCUGGUGUCCCGAGCAUCUAUCUUAAGCUUGAGUUAGGAGCCUACCUCCUAUUUAAUGUUUCUGUCAAAAAUCAGGCAGCACUGCAGAAUUUCUGACUGGUUUUAGCAGAACUAUUUGCUAUCAAAGCAGUGUUUUUGGGGGAGCAUCUGGAGGUUACCAAUACUAAGACAAACAAAUUUGUUUUUACUUAAUGUGGAGCCAGGAGAAGCAGGAAUGUAACUCCUCAUUCAAAACUGUUGAAGGCUGCUGCCACAUUCCUUUACCUGAUCCUUUUCACCUCCAUCCUUAGAUCUAUUGGAAAUGCUGUUCCUGACCUCAGAGCUGACCAGUCUUGCUCUGGGUUGGGCUGGACUGGUGAACUUUAUUGGAAUGCCCAGUUGUCACUUGGAGAUCACCGAUUUUGUGGCAGUGAAACCAAGGACCAAUUCCCACUAAAUCACGUGCUGUCUUCUUAGGGCUUUCAUGUUACAGUCAAACUAUGUGUCCUGUGUUUGUAUUCAGGCAUGAACAAUUUCUUCCCCAAAGAACAUAUUUCAGCUAUGAUCGUAGCUAUUAUCUAAUGUUCUGCUAUUUCAUUAUUUUCACUUGCAACAGUGUCAAUUGUUCAGGAAAAUCUGAAUGACAAUUUAAUUUAUUUUCUGUCUGUCCUGUCUUCAAUGUUUGUUUCAUUUCCGCAGUCAGUUCUUCAUUUUUAGUUUUAAUGCCUUCAUGACGGCUUGAUCUUUUGAAAUAUUAAUGGUUACUUUCCCUCUCAUGUCUUUGCCUUUCAUCUGAUUUCCCUUAAGUGCUGAUGGAAGAAGUUGUUGAUUUGAGUUUUCAAAAUCUCAAGCUUCCCUCAGAUACACACCAAAGUUAUACAUAAAAAAUCAUGUUCCCUGAUUUUUCUAUUUGGAAACAUUAUGAUUUGAGACUCCUGGCAAGUCCCAGUAAAGGCUAUUGAUUCAGAAUGAGACCUUUGAAAUCUGUUGAAAGAUAUUUUGUGUUAAAUACACCUUUUGUAGACUGAACAACAUGUUUACAUACAUGAACACUUCUUAUCCAAUCCAACCACUUUGAUUUCAGAAAUCUAGAAUAAAUGUUAAAAUCAGAAGGGAAACCAAAUAAUGCCUUUUGAAAGAGGACACAUCUAGUAUCUUAUGCAUACUUUGUGAAUGAACAGUCAUAAGUUUAAAAUAAUGAGACAUUCUAUAUUAUAGUAUCAAUUUAACAUAAAGGUCAGCACUGUGAAAGUAAUUACUGCACUAUUAGGAACUUCUGCCACUUAGAUUAGCGGCUCCACAAAUUAUAUUGAUUCUCAAAGAUAUCUAAUUAACACCCAACAUUUUUGCCACAGAGGUACAGUAAUCUGGUAAAAUGAAGUUAGGAGUCACAGUCAAUGCUGAAGAAAAAGAUGUAAUGUCUUCUUAACAGACCAUAGAGUUAAUGUUGACUUUGGGUGAUAGUGUAAAAUGGCUGACAAUGAAUUAUCAUUACGCUGACUGUAACGUCAAUAGAAAUAAAAGAUCAUGACAGCUGAAAAUUUGGCUGCCAAUUUGCUGUCACCCAUUUUUUAUUAUUGCAACUUAAUCAGAGUGUGUUACGAUAAAGAGAAACAAUCUGUAUUACAUUGAAGUUGCUAUUGGAUUUGACUAAAUAUUUUCCCAUCAAUGUAUAGAAUGGAUUUCUUGCAUUUGUAAUUUCUCAUUGUGGAAUGAACACAAUUUUUCACAUUCAGUUAAAUAACAUGGUUAUUUGUCUUAAGUUUUUGUUUACAACCUCUUGAUUGAGUCUCAGAAUUUAUUCUUGCCUAUUACACUCUGUGGAUUGUAUAUUGCACUGUUGUGACUUCUUAACCAGUGUUUAAUUGUCUGUAAAUAGUUUGUCAUCAGAUAUAAUAUCAUUUCUUUGCUGUGCAAAUGAAAGAUGCAGCAAGCAUUGGGUGUCCUAACUGUACUGUACAUACUGAAUGUAAAUCUGUACAAGCAAGAUAGAUGUUAUUUUUUGAAUAUUUGAUGAAAAAGUGUCCAUAAUUUUUUGUUGACAAAAACUCUAACAAUAAAGUCAGUGUAAACAAUGGGAUGUACUAGAAUUUUAAGGUAUACUUCUAGUGUGCGUAACUGUAUCAAGAUGUACAAAUAAUGAUAGCAUUAUGCUAUUGUAAAGUAGGAAAAAGAUUUGCAAACUAAAUUUCGUUAACUUAGACAUGUACCUUCUGGACUGACCUGAUUUCUUAUGGACUUAUUAUAAUCUUGUCCUUCUCGGCUAAGA
Stegostoma tigrinum is the source of this 4740-nucleotide messenger RNA. It is a transcript of the gene fam43a, whose product is annotated as family with sequence similarity 43 member A. NCBI's taxonomy places the organism in Eukaryota, Metazoa, Chordata, Chondrichthyes, Orectolobiformes, Stegostomatidae. The coding region runs from base 552 to 1619 and encodes 355 amino acids. The record is from RefSeq and is a predicted model, not a curated record. The transcript has a single exon.